AGCAAACUGAUCUGUGAUUGCAGCUCAGCGCCAACGUUUGCCUUGGCGAGGGCAAGGGGGUAAGGAGCCCUCCCCACCUCUCCACUGGCCACCAAGCCCUCCUCCGAGGGCUUCCCUGGAGAAGACGUCUGUUGUUUGGUUGUUCCCUAUGGGGGUCUUCUCCAGAAGUGAAGCUGGUAAGUACGAAGGCUGCCAGGAACUUCUCAGAUCACCCCUGCACCCCGCUCCCCCAUGCCGCCCAACUCUGCUUCAAAAGCCAGGCCAGAUUUUUCUUCAGUCCUCUGUAAAAGAACCAGUCCAGAUUUCCAGUGGUGUAUAAGUUCACCAGCUCCUGCUCCUCACCUUCUCCUCCAUGGUACAUCCCACAGUACGGUGCAUCACACUUUUUUCCAUGGCAACCAUUUGUGAAGUCACCAGAGAAGCUACAUGACAUCAGAACCUGCCUGUGGAUAUUGCUGCCUCAGGAAUGUCAUUGAGCCCAAAAUCUUCUGCGGGGCUCAGCAGGAGAGAGGAGCUGUUGGUAAGGAAAAGCCUGUCUGCAGCUGCAAUACAUUGGGUAAAAGGACUUUAAAAGCCCCAGGGACACUCCUGGAGCCUUCCUCUGCUGCAUGGAACUGUUCUGCGUCCCCUGCCACACGUGCACUGGGGUGUGAGCAUGCCCUCCAGGGAGGUGACGUACUGUGAAGAAUGUGCCAGUGAGAACCAGCCUGAGAUUGCAAGGCCUUUUUUUGCUGUAACCGAGAAUGAGGCUCCCUUUCAGAGUGGGUCAACAAAAGAGCCCUUCUGGCUGAUGAGAAGCUCCAUCCUGGCAUCGGAAGAUGCUUCCUGUCUGCCAUCGCCCCUGGAGAUCAGGCAUUUCAGGUAGGGACCAAGUAUGUUUGGUAUAAUUGGUGGGUUUGGGACAGGGCCCUGACCCUUCUCUUGCUAAGACUCUGUUUUCAGUUGCUUGUAACUUCAUCCUAUUUAAAUCCAUUUAACUUUUUGUCCUGGGAGCCCCAACAUAGUCCAGCUCUCGCAGAUAGCAAGGAGAGCAGAAGGGGCGGUGGCUUUUUUUUUUAUGAUUUCUUUUUUUAGAUCAUCUCUUUUCUGUGACUGGUUUUCCUGCUUUGGACUGGGCCCUUGGAAGUCACCCAGAAAAGUUUGGAACCUCUAUAAAAUCUCAGUUUGCACAUUCGCAGUAGAAGCUCAGACAUUUGGAAGUGAAUUCCCUGAAGCAAGGUGUAAGGUGUCAGAUUUGUGCCAAAGGCUGCCCCAGCUGUAUGUGGGUUCCUAGUCAUCCAGGCUGGGGAAUCCAAGAAGGGUGGAUGUGAUGCUGCCCAUGUGAUUCACUUUUGUGCCAUGGGCUUUAGAAACUGGUGUCCUGUAACCACACUAGCUCAAUUAAGCCCUUGUGUGUUUUGACCUUUGACCUUAGAAGUCCCUGGAGAUCCCAUCCCACUGGGCAGACUCCCACCAGCCUCUGAGCAGCCCAAUGCAGUGCUGGGGUAGGGAGUAUUUUGCUAGGGUUUGGAAACCUCUCUCUUCUGUGCUGAAACUAAUACCACUAUUGCAGCCCAGGCAUGUGGGAAAGGAGCUGCUUGAUUUGAAUGCAAAGCGGGACAAGAAGUGGGGGACACUGAGGGGAUGGGAGUAGACCAUGAGAAAGAACUUAGGGAUCACACGGUGGGGGUCGCUGGGAAUGGGGUGGAGGGAGAGGCUGGGACUGGGAAGCAGUGAUGUCAGCACAACAGAGCUGGAGGGGGAAGACUGAGCUGAUGAGCAUGGGCACUGGCUGGGAACCUGAGGCACUGAAAUUGGACUAGGUAGGCAUCAGUGCCAGGCUACAGGCUGGAAUCCCUGGGGCUUUUUUACAUCCUGGUCUGGUUUUUUUAAAAUUUUAUUUUAAAACCUCUGGUUGCUGCUCUGAGUAAGGUCACAUAGCAGAGGCAGGGAAAGGACCCAGGCGUCCUGAAUCCCAGCCCAGCAUUCCACCCACUAGACCGCACGGUGGAAAGCGCUUUUGCUUUAUUUUCCGUAACGGAUCUGGGUGAAAGGGAGGCGGAUUUGGAUUGCUGGAUGCCUUGCUUGGGUAAAUAUUUUGCUGUAACCACAGCUUCUGGAACCCAGCCAUUUAAAGCAGUUGGCUCACCUAGAAAUCCCUGAGCCUGAGCCAGCUCAGCCCUGCUGCUCACGUCACCCAGCAUCCUCCUUAUCAGAGCCAGGCUAAAGGUUUGUAAUGACACCUGCCAGUGACGAGCUGGGUUUCCCAGCCAACCAGAGCCAUCUAUCUAAAGGACUCCUAGAACCAGCCAGUCACCUAUUACUGUAGGAUCUGGAUGCUGCGCAGUCUGUAAUCCAUUUGUCCUCACACUAUUCCUGUGAGGCAGGUAGUGCUAUAAUCCCUACUAUGCAGUUGGGCACUGGAGACUUUUUUUCGCAGAGACCAAGUGACCCGCCCAAGGUUACACAGGGAGCCAGUGGCAGAGGUACAAUAGGGCCACAAACUGUCGUGGGUAUUGGUUUAUCCAGUGCUCCACUGACAUGCCCUGUCUGCAUUAGGAUGAUACUGUGUGGUACUUAGUUGGCAUGGGGUAAAACCAACCUUUUUCUGUUGGAGAAAACAAGGCCAAAGCUGAACUCUUAUGGAAAAGAACAUAAGACUGAUGGGGUUGACAGGUAAGUCGGGGAAAAUAAUUAGAUCCCUUUUUGUGUCUAAUAUCAGUUUGAAAUAAGUGUCAGAGACUUGUGUUAUGUAGCACAGCGUUGGUAUGAUGAGAGGUGCUGCUGGUCGUUCUCAAAAGCAGGCUGGGUGCUGGAUUUUAUCUUCCACCAAACAAAAUCAGAUUUGGUUGCAGAACAAUUUGAUUUUUUUCACUGAAAAAUCAGAAAAUUAUCUGCCUCCUACCCCCAAGAACUCAAAACUGUCAAUAUUUUGCAAGUGAAGAAGAAAAUAUUGAUGAAAAUGGGACCUUUUAUAAGCAAAUUGGCAUUUUGUCCAAUAAAUGUGGAAACGGAGUCCUAACCUCUUGGCUGGUGUCUGUUAGAGAAGUUAAUGCAGCCAUAUUAGUUCAUACCAGCUAAGGGACCCAAGCCAUAGAUUUUUGGAUUGAGCGCUUUGGAAAGAACAUAGGCACAGCUGGCAAACCCUGCUGAGAGUGUCUGAAGGCUGACCUUUUGCCUAUAAACUGCAGGCCUUCGGCACAGGAACUUUCUCUCUGCUCUGUUCAUGCAGCACCUAGCACUCUGGUAUCUUGGGCCAGCACUGGGCUUCCCAGAUGAUACAUCCAUGAAAGGUGUAAAGGUGCGUGUGGAUUCAUGAGCCAAAAGCACCUGUUCCUUUUAUCUAGUCUGACCUGCAUCACAAUGGCUGGAGGAACUCGCCCAGUGCUUCUCUGCAGCAGAGAGAAUUAUUCUUCUCUGCCACAUAAGUGAUGCUCACAAGUCAAGUAACUUGAGCAGAUCUUGUAAAACAGCCUUCCCAUCUCACUUGAAAGACUUCAGAUGAAAGGAUCUUAAAUAACUGCAAAUCCCAUCGGUGGCUCUUAUCUAGAUCCAUGUGAGGUAAUCAAAGUUUUAACAGCAAAGUUGGAGUACAUCUGCUUCAUGUGGCACGAGUCGUUCCUAACUACCGAGUUGUGUGGGCUGGCGAAAACUUCCAAAAGAAACGUUUUCCCAUCAGGAAAUGGGCUUUGGCCAAAACUAUUUCUAGAUUUCUUUUCCCAUGGAAAGGGUUUUGAUUUGGGUGGAACUUUCCGACAGGACAAUCGAAAAGAGAACUAUAGUUUUGUGGGGGUCGACAUUGUUCCCUGUGCCUGCCAGAGCCAUCAUGAUGCAGCAUGACAGUUGUAGUUUGAACCCCAUUGUGCCUUCAUAUUCCCUUAUAGGUCCUGCCAUCUGCUUGGACUACAUCUCCCAUGACACCUCCCAUGGAUGAGUUCCCAUAUUACAUUAUGGACAUCCUAGACCCAAAUGAAACAAAGAUAUUUCUUAACCAUAUUCUUUUUCUUACCAUUUUAUUCUGAAAUGGAUUCUAAUAUUGUCACUUCUUGUUCUGAUUUGGGGGACAAAAGCAAACGGGAAUGUCACAUGGCCUACAGGACAUACAGUCUCUCUCUGAUCAGGUCUACUAGGUAUUUAUCUGGUCUUUCUGAUCAUUUAAGGGUUUUUUUUUUACCCUCUAGACCUUUGUGGUGGGAGUAUAUUAUCCCCAUUUUACUGAUGGGGAACUGAGGCCCAAGGAAGAUUAAGUAAUUUAUCUAAGGUCAGCCACAGAGUCAGUGGUAAAGCAUAAAAGAGAAGCUGCUAGAUUUCCUGUGUCCCACUCCUAGUUCUGUCUGCCAGCCCCACUUCCUCCCAGCCUUCCCCUUUAAGAUGCAGCAUCUUUCGAUUUAUUGGGCUGCUCUUGGAAAAGAGUGUUCUAAUGAGGUAUGUGCUACUCAGAAAAUUCAAAGCCAACAUAAACACACACACCUCCUGAAAGACAAUGCCUGCUUUCAUAGGCACAUACAACCAGGGCACUCAGGUACACACCACACACCCAAAUAACCCGUUGCACCCACUCUUGUGACAAAUGAACUCUCAGCCACAUGCACGUGUGUGCACACAUGCAUGCAGGCCGAGGUAUGUGCAAAAAGCCAAUGCGCAUCUAUCUCAGUGCUCCCCAGGAUUAAAAGAGAUUUGCCUUUGCAUGUAUGCUUCACAAUGUGAACACCGCAUGCACGUGAAACCAAAGUGAGUUGCCUAUUGGGAUGGCACCUCCAUCUAGUUUGUCACCCACAAAUCUUGGAGGGAUUUAGCAAGAGCAAGUGGGUGCUACAGGUAGGUAAACUGAGGCACAGGAAAGCUAAGCAACUUGCUUUAAGACUACUGGUAGGACCAAGACUAGAACUUAAGUUUGCUGGAACCCACUCAGCACCGUGUCUAGUGCCUGCUUGACCUACUGGGCAGCACUGCCUCCUACCUAUGCACCCACAUAAACAUUCUGCAAGCAGGCACUAAUCCCAAUGCAAUCAAAUUUCCCAGAGGGGAGGGGGUCCUCUCCUGAGCUGGGCAAUUAAAGAGUUAAACACGGAUGGUUUUGUUUGAAACCACCCUAAUCGGCUCCCAGUGAGGGCUCAUUAAAGAGGCCUUUGCCCCCUGCCCAGAGGAUUAAUAAUUCAGACCGUGGCUCCAGUGAGCUGGUAGGAGGGCAGCGCUCUCUCCCUCCCUGCCUCCUCCUCCUGUCUCUGCCUCUCCCCUCCCUACCUGCACGACUCACUUCUGCAGCAGGGAUGGAACUGCCUAACUCUGCUGGGUGACAGGGGAGCGGGCACAUUUGAGCAGAGCAGCGGGAGACUCCUUUGUGGGGCUCAAACAGGAGCCAUCUGGGCUGGAGCAGGGGGCUCCGGGGGACUGAGCAGCACAGUUCUCUCUUCCUGGUGAGUUCAGAGGAGAGAGGGAACGGGAGAGCUCCAGAGAAGGAGGACCUGGACUUGAAAGCUGGUUUCGGGAGCUGAGAGAGAAGAGACAGAGACAGAGCCCACCAGCACGAUGGACCCCAAGGAUCGCAAGAAGAUCCAGUUUUCAGUCCCUGCACCCCCCAGCCAGCUGGACCCACGGGCAGUGGAGAUGAUCCGACGACGGAGGCCCACGCCGGCCAUGCUCUUCCAGCUGUCGGAGCAUUCAUCCCCAGAAGAGGAGUCUUCCCCAUACCAGAGAGCCAUGGGUGAGGGCCACCUGCACAAAACGAAGAGAUCCAACCCAUGCACCUACACCCCUCCGUCUCUGAAAGCUGUGCAGCGCAUUGUGCAGUCCCACCUGGAAAACAGCAGUAACCUGCAAGAUGGUGACCAUGACAGCUCCGAUGGGGAGACUGAAGACAGCAAUCCACAUGACCCAGAGGAUGCCGAAAUUGAGGGCCCUGGCCUGUUUGACCUGGAGAGCAGCAAUGAUUCUGCCCCAGGAAACAAGACCAAGGCGUCAGAGCCACGUGUCUACCCAGCCAUCUCCAAGUCACACAAAAGAAAAGGUGGCCAGAAGGUGUCCUUUGCUGGGGGCGUAGAUGACCUUGGGGAUGGACUGAAACCGCUUGCUGAAUCUGAAAUACCUGAAGAUGCUGAAGGAGCAGGGACAGAGGACCAGGAACCAGAAAUGGAGCAGGACAAUCCUCCUGCAAGCGGACCUGCCAAAGAGCGAAGACAAGUUGGCUUUGUUGAGACAGCCCUACACCCUAUUAACAUGGAGAGCCACACUCCUUCCUCCCCUCUGGGUGGCACCAGUUAGUUCAGGAGGCAGGAGGAAGGUGGAGGGGGCCACCCCAGGGAUGGAGUGCUCUCAUCUUCCCAUGCCCCAGUCUGGAUUCUCUUUCCUUAAUGGCUGCAUUUCCUCCCUUUCCUCCCCCUUCUAUUCUCUUCUCUUUGAUUUCUCUGUCUCCUGCCAAUGGUUUGUCUCUAUUAAAUGAGUUUAGCACUGGCGAAUGACGCAAGCUUGGCAGAUGAUUGAAAGCCUCUGCAUGUCCACCUCUAGAUGAUAGCAAUGGAGAAGUCCUUGCUCUAUUGCAGUGUAUGCUAUCCCAGAUUGAGUGGCCACUGCAGGAUCUAUUUCCUGUUGUCCAUUUCCUAGUGCUUUGUCCAAUCUACCCGUAAGCGUGCCAAACAAUGAAGCUUCCACCCCUUCCCUGGGAGACAAUUGCAUGACCCCGUGCAGCAUGGAAGGCAGUAGUGCAAGCUUGUCAAUGUGCUUCAGCCCUAAAGGCAAAGCCUUCCUUUGAGAAGUUCAGUCUCUUUGGUCCAGUCAGUCCUUGGUCUCACCGACAGAGACCCACCAUGGCAGGGUGGGAGGUAACUUAUGCUGGUGACAGCACCCCAUGUGAUGGAGACGCCUGAAGCAGACCUGAGAUCCAUCGGCCUCCGAGCUGUUUUUUAACAUGACCUACCCUGGACUGUGAGAUCCCGGUCUAUACGGAGGUGCUUUGGGAUGCACUAAUGAGAACUCAUUCCCCACAGAGGGUCGUUGGUCUAGUCUUUAGUCCUGUUGGUUUGAAUAUUUCAUCAAAGCUUCUGAGGUUCUCUGAAGGAGCAAGAAAGGAGCACUGGAGUGAAGUCCAGCUCUGUGGGGCAAGGGGACACCCAGAGCUCACUGGAUGGGGCUGAACAGAAUAGAAAAUUUGUAGAACAUCCAUGUAUCUCCAGGACUUUCAGCAGAGCAGAGUAGGACUCCAGUGAUAUCACAAUAUCACAGAAGGGAGAAAGACCAGGAGGGACUAUUUUAAAAUGUGAAGCAGCAAUGAAAGGCAAGUUAAUUAUACUGCUGACCUGUUGGACCUCACUUGAUUAAAAGUGAGGUCAAACCAUGAUGUUGGUUGACAGCCCUGGAGACUUGAAAUCCUUGGGUUAGAUCUGCAGGGCAAAGUGGAAGUGCAAGCUUCUCCCACCAACGUGCCUCCAACCUAGAUCUGCAAAGGGCCCAGUCUCUAGUGAGGGAGAUGGGAGUGCAGUCUCCUUGGCCUCUCUGCUGGCAGCAGUGCCCCUAAAAGAAAGCCAAGCAGUGCCAACAAUGGGGAUUUUUUGGGGCAUGACCACUUCACAGAGGGCUACCAAACAGCUUAUAAUAGUCUUGAGCUGGAUUUGAACUGGCGACUUAAAGGGAAUGCUGCUGUGGAAAAUGCAAAUAGUUUUUGUUGUGGAAAAUGCAGAUAGUUCUUGUUUGCCAAAUCCCAAACUUGCCAAACACCUUUCUCCAUGGUUAUGUGGUCCCUACCGGGGGCUGUGAACAAGAGGCAGGUUCUUAAGCAUAGUUUAGCUGUCUCUUUCUUUCUCUCUCUCUCUAUAUAUACACCCUUUGAUCCUGUAUUGAGCAAUGCCUUUCUGUGCUCCAGAUCAGAUCUGCUGUAAUAAAGCUUUGUACA
Alligator sinensis (Chinese alligator) is the source of this 7864-nucleotide messenger RNA. RefSeq names its product protein phosphatase 1 regulatory inhibitor subunit 1B (gene PPP1R1B). The transcript is spliced from 13 exons. Gene Ontology annotation, molecular function: protein phosphatase inhibitor activity. The record is from RefSeq and is a predicted model, not a curated record. The coding region runs from base 5509 to 6240 and encodes 243 amino acids. Gene Ontology annotation, biological process: intracellular signal transduction. NCBI's taxonomy places the organism in Eukaryota, Metazoa, Chordata, Crocodylia, Alligatoridae. Gene Ontology annotation, cellular component: cytoplasm.